AAUCCCUCUCCAGAACAACCCAGAUUCAUCGCUCCACUUAGCACACUACAUCAAAUCAUCUCCCACUCUAUACUUUUAUCACAGUCUUCAGCAUGCCCGGCAUUGGUAGUAUUUACACCACAGGUGCCAUCGACGGCAAGAAGCUUCAUAUCUUCUACACAGCCACUAACAACCACCUCGCCUUUGAGUAUCGUGAUGAAGGUCGUGUGAAUGACGCUCCCGAGACUCUUAUCUCUAGCAGCGACGAUAUUCCAGGCAUAAUUCUUGACAACAGUCAGAUCGCCACCUCAUACCUUCUUGGCACCCAGAUCGUCACUGGUUUCACCAAGAAGAAGAAGGACGGUGCUACUGUCGCUGAUACUGGUGCCGUCGAUUAUGAUGACAAGUAUCACAGUGUCUCUGUUCUCAGUCCAGUGUACUUCUCGCUCGACAAGACGGAGAAGAAUAACUUGACCAUUGCGUCGUGCAACUCUGACUACGAUGCUUGGGUCUAUUACUUCAAGGGAACACCUGAGGAUCGCCUUCUGGUUGAGACGCAUGUCAACUCAGGCGAGCAGCAUGACAUUGAUGAUACUAUCUCGAUUGACCAGCAUUCAUCUGUCGCGGCUUACUAUGAUCCCGAGAAUGAUAGACGCUGUGUGAUCGUCCAGUCUUCUUCUAACCAGACAUUCUACGAGUACGUUCCUGACGGCGACGGAGACACUCAACACUUGAAGUACACCGAUGAUGCACAGUCUGGCACCACUACGGCUAUUUCAUAUGUCAACGGAACUGUCUAUCUCUACUACACGAACCGUAGCCAGGAGAUUCGCGUUGUGAGCAAGCAGGUUGGAAAGAGUUGGGGUAGUCCCCAGGAGGUUAAGGGAAGUAAGGUGGAUCUUGCAAGUCAGUUGACUGUCGUUGCUAGCGAGAAGGGCAACCACCUAUUCUACGUGGCCAAAGGCGAUCCCAAAUCCAAGAUCAACCAUGUCCUCCAUAAGAGGUAGGUGGCCAUUGGAAGUAUCGAACGGAGAGCCUUUUGCUUAGUAUAGGGUCAGGAGGGUUCAUUCAUUUAUGCACAUCU
Messenger RNA from Fusarium oxysporum Fo47, 1063 nucleotides. RefSeq lists its product as uncharacterized. NCBI's taxonomy places the organism in Eukaryota, Fungi, Ascomycota, Sordariomycetes, Hypocreales, Nectriaceae. The transcript has 3 exons. Bases 93 to 986 code for a protein of 297 amino acids. The record is from RefSeq and is a predicted model, not a curated record.